This is a messenger RNA of Salvelinus fontinalis (brook trout), 2247 nucleotides long. Its product is annotated as protein Dok-7-like. Lineage: Eukaryota; Metazoa; Chordata; Actinopteri; Salmoniformes; Salmonidae. The record is from RefSeq and is a predicted model, not a curated record. Gene Ontology annotation, molecular function: protein kinase binding. The transcript has 12 exons. Gene Ontology annotation, biological process: positive regulation of protein tyrosine kinase activity; neuromuscular junction development.
GCGACACCGCAGCUGUUUGGUUUGGAACCAUGACUGAAGAUGACGGAUUCAGUUGUCGUGGAGGGAUAUGUCAAAUUCAGAGAUGGAAAAAAGUGGAAGGAUAGGUGGGUUGCACUCCGCAAGCCAUCGCCUGUAGCAGACUGCUUAUUACUUCUGGUCUACAAAGACAAGUCGGAUAAAGCCCAGGGCCACCGGGAGAGGGUCAGCGUCACCUUGGAGGACAUCUGUGGUCUGGAGACAGGUCUCUCCUAUGAGGGGGUGGGCUACACGCUAGCCAUCCUCUGCCUGGGCCAGGUUGUCAUGCUGGGCUUCGACGGAAAGGAGGCUCUGCUGGCCUGGGACAUCCGCAUCCGCUACAGUCUGGGGGAAGUCCACAGGUUUAGCGUUGGUAUCUUACCAGGCACCAUGUUGGAGAGCGGGCCUGCGACCCUUCACUUGUGUAACAACCUAUUGGUCCUGGUCAGGGACAUUCUCCCCGUUAUCAUCGGCCAGUGGAACCUUCCAGACCUACGCAGAUAUGGGCCUGUACCAAACGGCUUCGUCUUUGAGGGGGGGACGCGAUGCGGCUACUGGGCUGGCGUCUUCUUCCUAUCAUCCAUGGAGGGUGAGCAGAUCAGCUUUCUGUUCGACUGCAUCGUCAGAGGCAUCUCCCCCAGCAGAGGCCCUUUUGGACUUCGGCCAGUCCUGCCAGACACCAACGCUGUCGCUAGCCAGGCCUACUCUGAGAAGAGGGUGAACCAUGAGGCCCAGGAGUUGGAGAAACGACUCACCAUGCUGUCUCACCAGAGCAGCACAGGUUCCUCCACAUAUGGUCUGUCUGUGGCGGGAGAUGACUGCAGCAUAUCAGGCUCCUCUCACACCUCCGACACCAGCCAAUCAGACUCCAUCAUCGGCAACCGGCUGGCCAUUUGGACUGAGCCUGUCACAACAAGCUCUGCCCGCACAGAGACCAUCAUUGGCCAGUUACAAGCCAAGGAGAAACCGUCCGCCAGCCAGGUGGGUGGAGCCCGUGUAGUAGCCAAGAUCCCUCGGUCCCGGCAGCUGCAGGAGAUUGGUCGCCAGAGCUCGUCCGACAGCGGCAUCGCCACAGGAAGCCACUCCUCCUACUCUGGGAGUUUCUCCUCCUACGUGGGUAGCCUGGACAUUGGCCCUGGGGGGGACGACUUUGGCUCCCUGCUCAGCCUGCCCCCUCACCUGUCUCUAGACCUGGCCCCCUGUACCUGUCCCCAUGCGCCAGGACAUGAGUACCAGGUACCCACCUCACUGAGGUACAUCUAUGACAGCCCCCGAACUCUACUGCAGUGGGGAACAGGAGGGGCCAGGGGGCAGGAUACCUCCACAACACCUAUAGACCAGGUGACCAGUUCACCCCCAUUAUGUGAGUCAUCACAGGGGGGGAAAGAUGCUCCUCUCAGGGGUCUCUCGGACAAUGUUGCCAGGCGGUCCACCACAGAGCUCCUGCAGAGCCAGUCUGAGGAGAGUAAAAGAAGGGUGGCGCCCCCUAGUGACAGUCAACACCCAGAGUCCUGUCAGGUCUGCAGUAGUUCCCAACCCACUGCCUCCAAAACCCUCCUCACUAUCUGCCCCACCUGUGGAGGAUUCAAGGGGAACCCGCUCUCCUACACAGCGGGCUCAGCAAUGCCAGCCAUAACAGACAAGAAGCUGAAAAGUAAGGAGGAGAGGAGCAAAGUUGAAUAUGAUACUAUGGAUAGCCGGGCGUUGGAGAAGAGUUCAGAGCCAGAGGAGAAAAGCAAGUAUGAGCUGGUGGGCAGUUGUGGACAACAACGGUUCCUUCAUGAGACUGAAGGGGCCAAGUUUGUGUUUCCGCCAGACAUGGUGGCUCCAGAAAGACCCCGCGGUGAUGGUGUGACAUACGUCAAUAUUCCCAUCAGCCCCAUGUCUAAGAAACAGCUGAACUACAUGGAGCUGGAGCAUCAGGAGCAUGCUGGGGUCAGGGGGACUGGCCAGCACCUUCCAGGACAGAUUGGAGAUUGCUCCCGGUCUUUCCGAGUGACAACUGAGACACCGUCAUCAGCGUGGUCUAAUCGGCAGAAAAGUCAACCGUUAACGUCAUUACUCUCCGGGAAUAUGAGGGACAGUCUUGCUCAACGUGAGAAAGGUUAAUUUCCAAUGUCAGCGAGAGGAUUUCCGUCCCGGUGUGUGGCAUCAUCUAUAUAUCACUUGGAGGAGAAGCGUUCCAGUUUAGCCGCGACAGAAGGUCAUAGGGCGUUCGGAAUACCGUGGUGA